AUGAAUAUCAAGCCUGGAGUAGCGGCCGUUUUGCUGACACAAGCAAUUGGCGCAGUCGGGAACAUGGCGGUGACGCCUGUAUUGCCCUUCUUCGCCGUGCAGACCCUGGGCGCAUCAGCCCUUGAGGUAGCUUUGCUGGCUUCGUGCUUCAACUUUACGCAGAUGGUCUUUGCACCCUGCGUGGGUGCAGUUUCGGACCACUUUGGACGGAAGUAUGUGAUGCUCGGGGGUCUCUUGCUGCAGGCUUUGUCGAACUCCUUCCAAGCUGUGGUAGACAGUCCAGCUGCCCUGCUGCUGGCACGAGGCUUUGUGGGCUUGGCAACAAGCACUGGCCCGGCUGAGAUGGCCUACAUCAUGGACUACACCCGUGAUGAGCAGCAGCUCAGUUACAUCCUUGCCUUGCAACGAGUGGUUUGCAACGGUGGCGCUCUGUUGGGCCCUGUUCUUGCCCACACUUUCAGAGGCUAUGGCUUUCCAGCCUUUUGUCGAGGCUUAGCUUGCAUCAACCUCCUUAGCCUCCUGCUGGGAUCCCUCCUUUGGGAUAACCGGCAGUCGCUUUCCGGCGACGCGGACAGGGAGGCCUCUUGCUCCACACCAGUAAGCAUCCAGCGAUCCAGGUCAGACCUCUCCAAAAGUGGACAAGGCCGUGCCUGGGGCGAGAACUACCUUGCCGUAUUGGUGCACGCAGGUGUUGGCUAUCUGCUUGGGGCAUCCUUCGGAUUCAGCUUCACCGUUGGUGUUAGCGAAGGCCCCGAACCGUUGUUUCUGAAGGAUCGAUAUUUCUUUGGGCAGACCGAAUUUGGCUGGUUUUUCAUGGUGUCGAAUGCUUCGACGCUCAUGUGGUCACCUGUACUUCCGCUGUUCAUUGCGCGUUUUGGGGCGAGAGUGGCUUGUGCGGCUGGCUGCUUUGGUACUGCCACCGCCAUGCUUUUCCUGAUUACGCUGAAGGGAAGCAAGUGGGUUCCAUACAUUUAUGUUGCAGCGACAGUUGGCCUUUGCUCGACCAUGGUGGGGCUUGGCUUCAUGGGUCUGGUGAGCAAAAAUUGCCCACGUCACCUCCUUGGAACGAUGCUUGGCCUGAAGAAUGCUUUGGAUGGGAUGGCUGGCACCGCAGCGCCAGCCGUUGGUGGGAUGCUAUACUACGUUGGCAGGCAGCUGCCUUACACAGUUGCGGCCUUCUUUGCGUUUGCCAUGGGCGGUUUCUACAUUUCGUUGCCGCCGUCUGUUAGCAAACAGGACAUGUCUGAGGAGCUGAAGCCGCUGAUGACGCCCAAAGUCAAGGCGGAGACAGAAGCGGAUGUGAAAGCUCCACUCCACCAUGUGCAGUCGUCUGCGCUGCCGCUGUCGUUUUAUGCUGGAAAGAAUUACUCGUCGCAGUGCCUGCUGAACCAGCUCAGCUUGGUCAUGGACCCUGAGCUGCGAGAGCUGUACACCAUGACUGUGGAUCGGAUAGAGAAGGAGAAAGGCACUGUCCAGGGCGCUGGUGGCAUGCGCCCUGUGGCCAGCGUUUCCAGCGGGCUAGCCGCCCGAACUCAGUUGAAUCAGAUGAACAGAAGUCUCGGCGAGGUGCGUGCGCUCAGCUCAGACAACGCGUUGGCAUCCCACGUGCCACAGAGGGACGAUGACUCGCCAGAGCACUCGAGAACGUCAGUCUGGUGCAACGUAGUCCUUGUCCUUGCGCUCCUGUGUGCAGAGGACGCCAGUGCAGAGCAGGCGACACCACUGUCGGAAAAGUCGACAGCCCUGAAGAAGGUAACACAGCUUCUAACAGAGCUUACCCAGCAGCUGAAAGAAGACAAGGAGGCAGAUGAAAAAGAGUAUUCCGAGUAUGAGAAGCUGACAAAGGCAAGUAUCGCCUCAGCGGGAACCACUGUGGAGCAAUGCACCACGCAGGUGGCGGAGUUGAAGGCGAGCAUUGCGACAGCAGAGGCGCUGCAGGCUGAGAAGAAGAGUCUUCUGGCCUCAGCUGCCUCAAGCUUGCUUGAGUCGCAGAAGGAGCUGGAAUUGGCCAAGCAGCAGCGGUUGACCGAGAAGGAGACAUUCGUCAAAAACGCUGCGCAGCUGCAGAAGAGCACAGACAACUUGAACCUUGCGCUGCAAACAGUCAAAAGUAUGUCUGAAGGUGCGGACUCGUCUGGUCUGUUGCAGAAGACCGAGGGCAAGAAGAAGCCACACUUGCCCCGUGAGCGGAUUUUGGCAGCCACCUCACAGCUCCGGACAGCUCUGAGUGCUGGCGCUGAUGAGCUGCUGACCGCCAGUCAGCCCCAGAACUCAGAGGGAAGAGGUUGGUAUCUCAAGAAUAAGAAGGCCUCGCAAGAUCCCAUGUCCUGCGGGUUCAUAGUGUUGAAUGGCACCCCUGUAGAUCUCUUGAAGCAGGGGGAAGAGUGUGGAGAAGACCACGAGGGAAACAAAGAACGUGCCUCCACGCUCGACAUGCCUCUGAAGUACCCGCUGGGCAAGGUGGCAGCUCUCCUAGCCCUCGCAUCCAGCUCCCUGCAGCUGGCGAGCGAUCGAAAAGCUGAAGCCGAUGAUGGGUUGGAUGAGUUCACCAGCGGCGACGAAACACCGUCGGUCGGAGAUUUGUCGGAGACGCUGAAGCAGGUCAAAUCCGAGACGGAGACUGAGCUGGAAGCCACGCAGACAGCGGAGGAGAAGUCGCGAAAAAACUUCGCAGACCUCACCAAGACGCUGGAAGAGGAAGUGGCAGCGCGCCAAGCGGCCGUGGACGAGGUGAAAGCAGCGAUCUCCACCUCAGAAGAGGAAGCGGGCAAGGCAAAGAGUGACUUGCUCUCUGUGAACAGGCGGCUGUCCUCCACAAAGCAGCAGCUCACAGAGCUGCAAAUAGACCUGAAGGAUAAGAGCAAGGACUUCACCGCGCGGCAAAAGUCCCGCGACUCCGAGGCGGGUGUUGUCCAGGAGGCCCUGGAGAUUCUCACAAAGAAGAGCGGCACCAUGGACGUGGCAGCCGUUGAAGAAACAGCGAAGAAGGCAGCUAGCUUCCUGCAGCUGUCUUCAGAGGCCUUCAGCACCCGCCAGUCCUCGCACGAGUUGAGCAGGCGCAAGGUGGCCCGGCUCUUGGAAUCGGCAUCCAGCCCCGGCCUUGCAGCUUUGCUGCUGCAGUCCCAGGAGGGCACCGGCAGGAGGGACGUUUUCAAGAAAGUCAAGGCCUUGAUCCACGAGAUGCUUUCCAAGCUCAAUGAACAGCAGGCUCAGGACGCGCGCCGGGACAGUUGGUGUCAGACGGAGCUGUCCAACACCAACAAUGCCAAGGCCAGCAAGGCAACCCGUGCCGACAAGCUCAAGACAAAGAUGCUGGCUGUCAAUGCCGAGUUGUCCUCUCUGAAGUCUGAGAUUGAAAGCAGCACCAAAGACAUCGAGGACAUGAAGGCCUCCUUGCUAGCCGCUGAGAGCCAGCGGGCCAAGGAGAGUGCCAAGGCUAAAGCUGACGUGGUGAUGUACUCCGAGGACCAGCGGGUCCUGAGGGAGGCAAUCCUUGUUCUUCAGCGAGUCUACGGCGAAACUGCAGUCAAGGCCGACAAGAGCGGCUACAAAGCCAAAGCCACAGGUACAGGAGUCGUCGGGCUACUUCAGGUGUCCCUAGAGAACUUUGCCGAUCUCGCGGAGGAGACGGCCAAGGGCGAGAAGGAGGCCAAGGCGGAUUUCCAGGAGCUUAAGACCACCACGGAGGUUCGCCUGGCCACCUUCGAGAAGGAUACGGAGUACAAGAAGCAGAUGAUUACGAAGCUCGAGUCUGAGCUGGUGAGGGCCAACGAAGACCUGGCCAGCUACAAGAAAGAGAUCAAGGCGCUGAGCACCUACCUAGAGGAGCUCGCGACAUCCUGCUCUGCCACUUGGACUUAA
Messenger RNA from Symbiodinium pilosum, 3861 nucleotides. Lineage: Eukaryota; Dinophyceae; Suessiales; Symbiodiniaceae. The record is from the annotation of a GenBank genome assembly.